Molecule: messenger RNA, 213 nt
Organism: Prunus armeniaca (apricot)
Lineage: Eukaryota; Viridiplantae; Streptophyta; Magnoliopsida; Rosales; Rosaceae
Source: the annotation of a GenBank genome assembly
AUGGAAACAGGAGAGAAGCAAGGAGAAGCAAGGCAUGCCCAAUGGUGUCUGUGGGAAGUUAGCACGGAUGCAAACUUCUUGGACCAGUUCAAACCAAGGGCAGAGAUUUCUAGUCUGUCCAAAGUCAAAGAAAUGUGUGAGUGUUCAAAGUCUUUGAUACCUGGUUUGCUGAAGAAGAUUGAUAGGGUGGAGAAGGAAAAUGCAAACAUUUGA